AGGGAGAAGGAAAGGGAGCAGCUGGCCGCCCUGCGCAAGCACCACGAGGAGGAGAUCGACCACCACAAGAGAGAGAUUGAGCGGCUGCAGAAGGAGAUCGAGCGCCACAAGUACAAGAUCAAGAAGCUGAAAGACGACGACUGA
Messenger RNA from Opisthocomus hoazin, 144 nucleotides. The record is from RefSeq and is a predicted model, not a curated record. Lineage: Eukaryota; Metazoa; Chordata; Aves; Opisthocomiformes; Opisthocomidae.